UCACUCAUCACACAGUCGGCAGAGAACGCAUAGAGAGCCAGUGAGUUCAAGCAGGGUGGAGAGAAGGAGGAAAUUCUUGACAGAGGAUUUAUGGUUGCAAAUAAAAAGAAAAUAUAUAUUUUCAAGCUUUGAAGGGUUUAAUGGUUGCUGAAGCCAUUUCUUAGAGGAAUAAGGAAUUUGGAUCCAUUAUGAACAUCACGACUGCUAGCCCCUUCCAGCAGACCUCUUCCUCUGGCUCCACACCCCUUCCCAUUAGCAUCUCUGCUCGCAUUGGCAUUGCCAUCCUGAUUCUGGCGUUCGUGCUGGGCUUCCCUGGGAACAUGUUUGUCAUUUGGUCGGUGCUCUGCAGGGUGAAGAAGCGCUCAGUGACGUGCCUGUUGGUGCUGAAUCUGGCUGUGGCUGAUGGCUUCGUGCUGCUCAGUUCCCCCUUGUUCCUUCGGUUCCUGGCAGGAGGGAAGGGCUGGGAGUUUGGCUCCGCUGCAUGUAAACUGGUGCAUUACCUGUCCAGUGUGAACAUGUAUGUGUCCAUUUACCUCAUUAGUCUGAUGAGCAUGGACCGCUGGCUGGCUGUUACUAAACCCUUUGUGUCCCAGAGAAUGAGAACCAAGCAGUCCCUGCUGUUUCUUCUGCUCGGUGUCUGGGUAUUGGCUUUUGUCCUGUCCAUACCAAUGGCUUUCUACCGCAGCAAUAUCAAGAUGAUGAAAAACAAUGUCAGUCUGAACAUUUGCAUCCCAUACCACUGGAACAGUGUGGGUCACCGAGUUUUCCAGUACCUAUUUGAGACCAUCAUGGGCUGCUUGGUUCCCUUCUCCCUCAUCAGCACCUGUUACUCAUCCGUCAUAUGCAGACUGCAAAGUGCAAAGUUUCAGCGCAGAGGACAAGGCAGUCGUCUGAUCUUGCUGAUCAUCAUUACCUUUGCUAUAUUCUGGCUGCCCUAUCACGUCAUCAACAUCAUCGAGGUGGCCUGUUUAUUCAAAAGCAAUGAUUCAGGACCCAGCUGCACUCCAAGUGCCCGGCCAAACGUCACAGCCUUCGCCUACUUCAGCAGUGCGGUCAACCCCAUUCUCUACGUUUUUGCCGGCAGCUCGCACAUCCGCCAAGCGGGACUCAGCUUCAUGGGGAGGCUCUUCGAGGCCACCAACUCUGAGUCCAGAACCACGUCCACUUUCACCCGCAGUGGCCGCAGCGGCUCUUCACCAGACGAGAGCUCUGUCCUGCACACGCUGUCGAUUAAAAUUGGGAGACCUUUUAAAGGAAAGAGCAAUGAGAGAAGCUGCAGUGUGGCGGGGAAAGAGGCCAACGAGCCAGAGCUCAAAACUCUUGCCACUGUGGAACAGGUAGAAUAGCAUUAAUGCUGUUUUAAUGUAACACAAAGAGGAUAAUUGAUUUUUUUUAUUUCAAUUUUCAACAGUGAGCUUCGUUGUUUUAGGCUAAAACCAGGGGGAGAGGUUGCCUUGAUGUCCUGAAACAGAUGAAAUUAUGAUAUAACUCAAUGAAACCCUCUUAACAACAGGAAUGCUGUAAAGGCAUUUUUGUGCUUCAGAAAUAGGACCUCAUUUUAACUUCACAAAGAUAACAGAAUAAUGUAUUUUUAUUUUAUAUUUUAAAAAAGGUAUUUUAACUGUUCAUAUAAGAGCAGAAUUAUUUUACUUUUUAAAAAAAAUCUUUAUCCCAAAAACUUAGAUAUUUAUUGACGACUCUUGUAAUUUGGAUAUUUAUCUUUUUUUUAUUGAAAUAUGUGAAAUUUGAGUUCAUCUGUAAUUUUUUUUAUUUGUUUAUUUGUUUGUUAGUUUUUAAAUACACCUGAGAAGAAAUGAAAAGGUAGAUGUGUUAUCGAUUCUAA
Cyprinodon tularosa is the source of this 1843-nucleotide messenger RNA. Its product is annotated as leukotriene B4 receptor 1-like. Bases 189 to 1346 code for a protein of 385 amino acids. Gene Ontology annotation, cellular component: plasma membrane. Gene Ontology annotation, biological process: phospholipase C-activating G protein-coupled receptor signaling pathway; complement receptor mediated signaling pathway; inflammatory response. Lineage: Eukaryota; Metazoa; Chordata; Actinopteri; Cyprinodontiformes; Cyprinodontidae. Gene Ontology annotation, molecular function: complement receptor activity; leukotriene receptor activity. The record is from RefSeq and is a predicted model, not a curated record. The transcript is spliced from 4 exons.